AACUCAUCUCCAAAACUCUUAAACCCUAAACCCAUAGAACUCACAAGCUUACAGGUGAGUUGCCAUGGCGUCCAAAGCGCAUCCCCUUUUCUCCGCCAUUCCACACUUCCUAACUUGGCGGAGCCUCAGCUUUCGCACCGUUUGUUGCGGCCGCAUGGGCUUCGCUUCUCAAUCUCAACAGCAGCGUGAUCCCACCGAUGCAAUCUCAGGCCGGACCAAGGUUCUCGAAUCUUUCAAAGAAGAAUUCGAGAUUGGAUCGCGCUUGAUUACGUUGGAAACUGGGAAGAUCGCUCGGUUUGCUAAUGGCGCCGCGGUUUUGGGCAUGGAGGAGACUAAGGUUUUGUCCACCGUUACCUCUGCUAAGGGGGACGCUGUUUGUUCUGAUUUUUUGCCUCUCACGGUGGAUUAUCAAGAGAAGCAAUUUGCACAAGGUGUUAUUCCAAGUACAUUCAUGAGGAGAGAGGGGGCUCCUAAAGAGCGUGAACUUUUAUGUGGUCGCAUUAUAGAUCGUCCGAUUAGGCCAUUAUUUCCCAGUGGAUUUUACCAUGAGGUCCAGGUAAUGGCCAGCGUUCUUUCUUCCGAUGGUAAACAAGAUCCAGGUGUUAUGGCAGCUAAUGCAACAUCUGCUGCCCUUAUGUUAUCAGAUAUACCCUGGGGUGGCCCCAUAGGCGUGAUUCGUAUUGGAAGAGUUGAUGGGCAGUUUGUUGUCAACCCGACUAUGGAUGAGCUUAACUUGAGCGAUCUCAACUUAGUAUAUGCCUGUACAAGGGAGAAAACUUUGAUGAUUGAUGUUCAAGCAUGUGAAAUCACUGAAAAAGAUCUUGAAGCUGGAUUGAGGUUGGCACAUCCUGAAGCAGUUAAGUUUCUUGAACCUCAAAUCAGACUGGCUGCUAAAGCUGGAAAGCUGAAGAAAGAAUACAAGUUGUCCAUGUUAUCGGAUAGUACGAUGGAAAAAGUUACCAAGUUAGCCGAAGCCCCUAUUGAAGCUGUUUUCACUGACCACUCUUAUGGCAAGUUUGAACGUGGAGAAGCCUUAGAUAAGAUCACAAAAGAUGUAGAGAAAGUGUUUGAAGAAGAAUGCGAUGAAGAAGGCUUGAAGGUUUUGCCAAAAGCAGUAGACAGAGUCAGGAAAAAGGUUGUUCGCAGAAGGAUUAUUGCUGAAGGACUUAGAGUUGAUGGUCGACGUCUUGAUGAAGUUAGGCCAUUGUAUUGUGAAUCCAGAUAUUUACCUAUACUUCAUGGGUCAUCAAUUUUUUCUCGAGGAGAUACACAGGUUCUAUGUACUGUAACACUUGGAGCACCAGGAGAAGCUCAGCGCUUGGAUUCCCUAGUUGGUCCACCAACUAAACGUUUUAUGCUUCAUUAUAGCUUCCCCCCGUUUUCAAUAAAUGAAGUGGGGAAACGAGGUGGUUUAAAUAGGCGUGAAGUUGGCCAUGGAACCCUUGCCGAGAAAGCUUUGCUCGCUGUGUUACCUUCUGAAGAUGAAUUUCCAUAUACUGUUCGUGUAACUUCAGAAGUCAUGGCCUCAGAUGGUUCAACGUCAAUGGCAACUGUUUGUGGAGGUAGCAUGGCAUUGAUGGAUGCUGGCAUUCCGAUAAAUGCACAUGUGGCUGGUGUUUCAGUGGGUCUUGUCAGUGAAACUGAUCCAACAACUGGUGCAAUUAUAGAUUACCGUAUCUUGACUGAUAUACUAGGACUUGAAGAUCAUCUGGGGGAUAUGGACUUCAAAAUAGCUGGCACACGAAAAGGAAUUACAGCAAUUCAGUUGGACAUAAAACCUGCUGGAAUUCCAUUGGACAUAAUAUGUGAGUCCCUAGAGCAUGCACGCAAAGGUCGCCUGCAAAUACUAGAGCACAUGGAGAGUGAGAUUAAUGCACCACGUAUUAAGGAUGAUGCAAACUCUCCUCGAUUAGUUAUCUUAAAGUACACUAAUGAUGCUCUUCGUCGCUUAAUUGGACCUCUUGGUGCUUCGAAGAAAAAAAUUGAAGAGGAAACAGGUGCACGCAUAUCUGUUGGUGAUGGAACUCUUACCAUAUUGGCUAAAAAUCAAGCUGUGAUGGAAAAAGUACAAGAAAAGGUUGAUUUCACACUUGGGCGUGAGAUUGAAAUUGGAGGGAUGUAUAAAGGAGUUGUAACUUCAGUGAAAGAGUAUGGUGCAUUUGUUGAGUUUAAUGGUGGCCAGCAAGGCCUUCUCCACAUCUCAGAGUUGUCACAUGAUCCAGUCUCCCGAGUUUCAGAUGUUGUAUCUGUUGGUCAGAGGAUUUCCUUGGUGUGCAUAGGUCAAGAUGUUCGUGGUAAUAUCAAAUUGUCCCUCAAAGCAACUAUGCCCCGACCAAAAGCUGAAGCUCAGAAUGGAAAUUCUGUUCCUUCUUUAGAUCCAGUUUCUCCGGUCGGAGAAGUACCUAAGACGUGGCACGAAACUCCGAAUUCUACAUCCAAUACUUCUCCUGUGGACACAAGUGUAGGUAGUGAGGUAAAUCGUACUUCAUCAAUUCCAUCUAUCCUUAUUCGGAGUGCUGAAGAUUGUGAUGAGGAGGACAAAAAAUCCGCUGAUAUGAACGUGAAACUUAAGGAUACUCGAAAAUCGAAUGCCAAUUCUAGAUCAGAACGCAAGUCGAAACCCUUGGCUCAGAAUGGUCCAAGUAACAACGAAGUUGAUGUUGAGAGCCCCAUAAACGCGAGAAAUCUGAAACUUGGAGUGCGAGUCAGGGCAAAGGUUUAUCAGAUUCGAGCUCGUGGUUUAGUUCUUGAUUUGGGUGAAGGACUUCGUGGGAUGUAUAAAUUCGAGGGAGACAACAGGAGCAAUUUCGAAGUUGGGGAUGAGUUACACGUUCAGUGUUCGAGCUUUUCGAGCAAGGGAAUUCCUGUAAUGUCAUUGGUCGCUAACGAGUAGUCAGUUUUACAUCACACAUCAGGUUCUCACUUGCUGUUACAAUCUGUGGCAAUAUCUAUUAUGUGCUUUGAUAUUGGCAGAAACAGAGCUUUGUUUCAAGCAUAGAGAUAGAACCGAAGUUCGAGCUGUAUGGAUUGCUAUCAAUCUCAUUCUUUCACUCGUAAACGUCGGUUUGAGUUUUGAAACUAUCUUUUUGCAUCUUCCAGUAGCGAGUAGAAAAUUUAUUGCUAAAUUAAUGUAAUCAUUCUUAGUAUGUGAAACUGAAUCUUUGAUAUAUUUUAUCAUAAGCUAUCGUUCUGUAAUCGUUAUUAGUAGUUGAAA
Cucurbita maxima (winter squash) is the source of this 3214-nucleotide messenger RNA. Its product is annotated as polyribonucleotide nucleotidyltransferase 2, mitochondrial. Bases 65 to 2893 code for a protein of 942 amino acids. Gene Ontology annotation, cellular component: cytosol; mitochondrion; chloroplast stroma. The record is from RefSeq and is a predicted model, not a curated record. Gene Ontology annotation, molecular function: polyribonucleotide nucleotidyltransferase activity; 3'-5'-RNA exonuclease activity; RNA binding. Gene Ontology annotation, biological process: mitochondrial mRNA catabolic process; mitochondrial RNA 3'-end processing. NCBI's taxonomy places the organism in Eukaryota, Viridiplantae, Streptophyta, Magnoliopsida, Cucurbitales, Cucurbitaceae. The transcript is spliced from 16 exons.